CUCUCAGCAUUUCCGUGUAGUGGAGCUGUCAGCAGUCUGAGGCGGAACACCACACACGGUAAGUUUCUGUCUAAACUCUUAGUACCGGUACCGGAUCCUCUUGUUUACCUCUGUCCGGGUCCCCGGCUCCUCUCAGCGGCUCUCCGCAGCAGCUGCAGCCGCUCUCAGGAGCUCAGAGUCCGGCGGAGAGCGCCGAGGAUCACCGGCGGGUCUGAGCUGUUUGUUGUUUCCUGAUUGAACCUGCGUCAAUUCACACAGAAAAGAACCAAAGAAGAAUAAGAUGAAGAACAAAGUCAGCAGCACUCAAGUGAGUGUAAAGCGAUGGUCCUGGUCCUGGCAGCAGUACCUGAAUGAACAGAAAGCUGAAGCUGCUCCACUGACACUCUUUACACAGUCUCAGUCCUUUCCCAGUAGGAGAACUGCUUUUAAAGUUGGGAUGAAGCUGGAAGGCGUCGACCCACUGCACCCCUCCAUGUUCUGUGUGCUGACGGUUGCCGAGGUGAUCGGAUAUCGGCUGCGUCUCCAUAUUGAUGGCUACUCAGAGUGCUAUGACUUCUGGGUAAACGCUGACUCAGCAGACAUCAGACCGGCAGGCUGGUGUAGAGACCACAACCACAAGCUCCACCCACCUAAAGGUCAAAGUGAGACACAGUUUGAAUGGCAGCUCUACCUUCAGUCCACAGGCUCUCAUGCGGCGCCUCCAUCCCUGUUCACCUGUCGCACUACAGGCUGUGGAUUCAGGCUGGGGAUGAAGAUGGAGGCUGUCGACAAGAAGAACCCCGGACUUGUCUGCGUCGCCUCCGUCGCCGAUGUCAUCGAAGAUCAUUUCCUUGUUCACUUUGACAACUGGGACGACACGUACGACUACUGGUGUGACAGCAGCAGUCCGUACAUCCAUCCUGUCGGCUGGUGUGAAGAACAGGGACGACCUCUGACCGCCCCCCAGGGUCAUCCAAACCCAGAGAACUUCCUGUGGGAAGAAUACCUGCAGGAAACCGGUUCCACUGCUGCUCCCAGUUCAGCCUUCACACUGGUGAGGAAACAAGGAGGUAGAAGAGGAGAGGAGGAGAGAGCUCCACAUGGUUUCCAGGUGAACCACAGGCUGGAGGCUGUCGACAGGAGGAACCCUAUGUUGAUCCGCGUUGCCACAGUAACAGAUACAGAAGACUACAGGGUGAAGGUUCAUUAUGACGGCUGGUCACAGCAGUUUGACGUCUGGUGUGACAGCGACCUCUGUGACCUUCAUCCUGUCGGCUGGUGUCAACGCACAGGACACCCACUGGAACCUCCCCCAGGUUCCUCCCCCCUCUCCUCUCCCUCUCAGGGUGUAUGUCCCACUCCAGGCUGCAGAGGAGUCGGACACAUCAAAGGAGCCAAAUACACCGGACACCACAGUGCCUUUGGCUGUCCAUACUCGGAUAUUAAUAUGCGUAAGGAGGUGGUGCUCCCUGAUAGGCUAGGAGGAGAGAGAGUGGUCACCCUCGUACCUGUCACCGUGCAUCAGUCAGACAGGAGAGGUAUUCAGCUGAAGACGGAGCCGAGAGACGAGACUCUGCUGCUUCCACUGGGGAAGAGAAGAAGACUGACAGACAGACUGUCUCAGCCAACCAAAUUCCUCUGUGUGAAACAGGAAGAGGAGGAGCUUCACCUGAGACCCCUGGGACCAGCAGAGUCCAGUCUGCAGGCUGCCCUCCACCAGUCUGUCUUCCUGUCGGCAAUGUCAGCGCAGCCCGGCCGAGACCUGUCGCUCUGCUGGGAGCAACACCGCAAACUGCUGCCAGGGGUCGCAGGGGUCCACGCCGAGACCGUCCAACACUGGAGUGUCCAACAGGUAUCAGAUUUCAUUGAGUCUCUCCCCGGAUGUGAGGAACAGGCGAAGCAGUUCAGAGAUGAGCAAAUUGAUGGGCGAGCCCUCCUCCUUCUCACCCAGCGGGACAUUGUGAGGAUUAUGUCAAUCAAACUUGGUCCUGCCCUCAAGAUUUACAACUCCAUCCUGAUGUUCAAACAUGCCGAGGACAGUAGCCAAUCAGACGCUGAGAAUAGGAGCCAAUUACAUUCUGAGGACAGUAACCAAUCACACACUGAGGACAGGAACAAAUCAAACCUUGAGGACAGGAGCAAAUCGCACGGUGAGGACACACGCCAAUCACACGAUGAGGACAGGAGCCAAUCACACACUGAGGACAGGAGCCAAUCACACGAUGAGGAUGGGAACCAAUCACAUGCUGAGGACAGGCAUGAGUCACAUGCCACUGACACCUGCAGCUCAUGACUGAGACAAUCCAGAAACACCUACUUGUAAACUCCACCCCCAUGUCAGAAGCCCCUCCCCCAAUCUAAGGGAAUGUUUUCCAUCCAAUCAUUAAUCAAAUUUAACUUUAUGAUGUCACAACAAUGAUCUCAGGUGUGUUUCUGUCUGCAUGUAGAAGUCAGUCGUGAUGUUCAUCAUGGAAAAAACUGAGAACUCCUGAGCUGAUGAGCUGAUGUUUUUCUGUGUUUGUCUUUCUUCAGAUGUAUUUUUAUAAACUUCUUUAUAUUCACAAGUGACUCUUAAUUCCUGUCAAUAAAACGACACAAGUACAUUAAUAAAAUGUCAGUGAAAGCAGGACGCAUGGACAGAUCCACAUUCACCAAAGAUUCUGCUUGUAAUUAUGAAAAAUUCAUAACUGCAAGAGAAGAUUUUGUCAAAUCAAAGAAGAAUAUUUCUUCUCAUGAUGUGAAAACACUGAUAACAUUUUGUAAUUUCACCAUUAUGAAAAAGAUCUUUGAUUUCAAGAUUUUCUAACCACUACAAACAAGAAAAUUAUGAGACAUUCUAUAACUGUGAUGAAAAGUUUUAAAAUGACAUAUUAAAAAAAAAAAGUAACAGUCUAUUAAUUUCCAUAAAAAGUGUCAAUUAAAAGCACACGAAUAUUUAUACAUAAAACAUAUAAGUGUCAUGAAUUCAGAUGUGAUAAUUUCUCUUUGGUGAAUAUUCUGUGACUAUCAAAGUUUGAUUUUGUUUUUAUGAAUUUCUGUGAAAUUACCACAGGAUGACAUCACACUGUGGCUCCGCCCCCACUGCAGUCUUUGAGGAUUUAAUAUUUCAGACCUGUCAGGUGAACUCCCCUUCAGGUUUUAACCAUAAACAGUGACGUGAUAAGUCCCGCCCCUUCUGCUGUGGUUGUACAUUAGUUUUAUAUUUAUAAUUUUAUUCUUGUGUUCUGAAGAGUAUCUAUUGUUAUCUACUGUAUCUAUAAAAGUCUAUUUUAAAGUUAAAUCAAAAAUCUAUAUUUGUAGUUUACUCAGACAGUCUGACAGGAAUUGGACACCUCCUCCUCUGGGAUGUCACUGCAAGGGGCGGGGCAUAUGUUUCCCUCAGGUUUCCACGGUAACAGCUGAUGAAUUUAAGCCUCCAGAUUGUUUUAAUGUUUUCAACAACCU
Molecule: messenger RNA, 3423 nt
Organism: Seriola dumerili (greater amberjack)
Lineage: Eukaryota; Metazoa; Chordata; Actinopteri; Carangiformes; Carangidae
Product: lethal(3)malignant brain tumor-like protein 4
Exons: 18
Coding region: 281-2272 (663 amino acids)
Biological process (GO): regulation of DNA-templated transcription
Cellular component (GO): nucleus
Molecular function (GO): zinc ion binding; protein binding
Source: RefSeq, a predicted model, not a curated record